Anguilla rostrata (American eel) is the source of this 2076-nucleotide messenger RNA. RefSeq names its product G patch domain containing 2 (gene gpatch2). The transcript is spliced from 11 exons. NCBI's taxonomy places the organism in Eukaryota, Metazoa, Chordata, Actinopteri, Anguilliformes, Anguillidae. Gene Ontology annotation, cellular component: nucleus. The record is from RefSeq and is a predicted model, not a curated record. The coding region runs from base 328 to 1899 and encodes 523 amino acids. Gene Ontology annotation, molecular function: nucleic acid binding.
AGUUAGGUAUGCAAACGUUAGUUUUGUAGCACAACAGAAGUUUCUCUUUUGUCGGUGUUUUUAGGAACACUCGUUCCUGUGCUGUUAGGUUCGAAUGCUAGUUAGCCUCGCCAAUAGUUGCUGAAGUUGGUUUGUUUCUUGAAAUAUCAUUUCGACUCGACAACGGAUAACUGAGCUUGCACCUAGCUAACUAAGUUAGCCAAACGAUAAAGACCGUGUUUCUCGCGAAGCAUCAACAUCAACUUUUUAUUUAUUCAACUAGGCUAGCUAAAUACCCCAGAAUGCUAGCGAAUUAAUGUCUGAGUAUUAAGGCACUUUCGCCGGACGAUGGAUGAGCUGGUUCACGACCUGGUAUCUGCGCUGGAGGAGAGCUCGGAGCAGGCACGGGGCGGCUGUGGUGACGGGGGCGACCAUGCCCUGACUGUGGGAUGCCUGUUGAAGCGCCAGGCCCGCAAGAGGCGUGGCAGAAAGCGGCGCUCGGACAACCCCCACCCCCCUUGGGAGCCAUGCCACCUUCAGAGUGAGGGAUCUGACUCCAGCCUGGAGGAACACAAGGGUUACCGCACUACCCAUCCAAAGGACAACAGUGACUCAGAUGAGCAGCUGCAGGGGCCGAAGCGCCGCCCCCCCUUCGCCCCGGAGGUAGGACGGGGCAAGAGGCCCCUGUGGCAUGAGGAUGCCCCUGGGGGGGAGGGGUUGGGCACCCGCAGCCUUCGGCGGCGGAGGAAGGUGAAGCGCAUGGCGGUGGACCCACCACUGGAGGUCACCAACAUGUUUACCCUGCCACUCUCCAAGCCGCACAGUAGCACCAGGGAUGUAGCACUGAGCCCAGAGAGCAAUGGACCUGAAACUGGGAAGAGUAGGGUGAAAAAAAGGAAACUGGCCAUCAGCAGGCAAGGCCCAGAGGCCACUGAUGAAGGAGUUGUUGUGGAGACAGAGGAAAUGGGUCAAUCGGGUAAAGACAAAAUGGACAACGAGGAGCACAAAGGAUCAGACGAGGAGAUGAGUGACAGUGAAACUAGCAGUGUGAGUAACAGCAGUGACGGAGGCUUGUACACCAAUGAUGAGGGGAGACAAGGUGAUGAUGAACAAAGUGACUGGUUCUAUGAUGGUGAGCCGGGUGGAGCCUGCGGCAUUGCGGGGGUGAUACCCUGGUGGGAGAAAGAGGACUCUUCUGACCUAGAGAGGGAGCUGUCUGACCCUGUUUUCAACAGAAUUCUCACUGGAUCCUUCCCCAUCAUGUCCCAGAAAGCACAGGGAGUUUUUCAGGCCAGGCUGAAUUGUCUGCAUGGUGUUCCUUCCUCCACAGCAGUUCUUCAGCAAACCCAGGCAAAGAGCAGCUCUCCUGGCUGUACUGAGAGGCUAGCGCGGCUCUCCCAGGAUCCCCACCAUGACCCAUGGUAUAGUCCUGGAACCAGGAGGGAACAUGGGCAGCUACUAUGGGACACACGAACAGACCGAGGCCACCGCCAUAGCUGCUCAUUAAAAACUGCCAACAGACAGACGAGUGUUCACCUGGGCUCCCUGUGCACAGGAGACGUCAAGAGGAGGCGCAAAGCAGCACCUGUGGUGGGAUCUAGCACAACAGAUCAGGGCCGUGGUGGCAACAGGGCAAGCAGAGCAGCCCAAGACAUCCUUUUCCCCAGCAACUUCUGCCAGUUCUCGGUGGAUUCCAAGCAGGUCUUGUGGGUGAGAAUGCCCUGCCCAUCCCAGAGAGUAACGUGGGUAACCGGAUGCUGCAGAGCAUGGGCUGGUCUCCUGGCAUGGGCUUGGGACCAGAGGGAAAAGGCAUCACUGAGCCAGUUCGUGCCCUGCAGAGGCCCAAGGGAGCCGGGCUUGGGUUCAACUGAACCUGCCAUUGCACUCCAAAGACGUACACCUCCGAUCCGCUGCUUCUGACUGGCUGUUGUAUCAGACCCUUGUGCCAGUUAUAGCAUAAUAAAGAUGGUGCAUGGGUUCAGCAUAUCCAGGCACAGAAUAGACAACACACAGAUAACAAUCAACACCCUGCUUUGUAUGUUAAAAUUCUGUACAUCCUGAAUAAAAGGAGCCAUUCCUUUGUAAAUACACAACAAA